UUGUGGUUGUGGAACGAACAAGAAGGCAAAACAACAAACUCAACAAAGAAUCAGUCGGUCAUACGAACUCGUUGUGUUUAGACGGCGUAUUGUCGUGAUAAGGCGAUUGAUUAAUAAUAUUUGAUUAAAUAACGGUUGAAAUAAAUAUAAUAUUAUUAUAUAUAAAAAUAAACAAAUAAUCUUUAAGACAUAAGAAUAAAAAGUUCAAUAUGUUUGCGACGAAGAAAACUUUGGAGAAGAUCGUUCAGAUCUAUCAAAAUGAGAUCCGUCGACAAAUCAGCAUGACCGUCAGUGUUACUAACUCAGACGCCAUGACUCCAAGGCUCGACCAAACAGUGACCAAGCCCCAGCCCAACGAAGAAACGGGACUUCCGAAGAAGUUGCUGAAGUUGCAGAAAUAUCACAGAUUCCUGUCCAGCCUGACUCCUCAGGAAAUGCCAAUGGCGACUCGUGGACUGGCCGUCUCCAAGGACCAGUCUCGGGAGUUCAUGGCAUGCUUCCCGGACAUCGUGAGGGAUCUUACAGAGACAGGGAAGCACAUUGAUGUGCCAGAAGCCACCAAGUGGUUGGCUAAGCUGUUACAAUAUAAUGUUCCUAACGGAAAAAAGAAUCGAGGUCUCGCCACCGUGCUUGCAUACAAAAUGCUCGAGAAACCUGAAAACCUCACACCUGAGUCUGUACAUUUGGCCAACAUAAUGGGAUGGUGCACAGAAAUGUUCCACACUCAUCAUCUUUUAUUAAAUGACAUAAUGGAGGGUACAGAAAUGCGGCGACGAACGCCAUGCUGGUACCGUCGUCCUGACGUCGGUCUUGGUGGAAUCAACGACGCUAUUCUGGUCCAAACAGCGAUGUACUCUACUCUUAAAAAGUACUUCAGCUCUAAAUCUUAUUACAAGAAUGUACUUGAAACUUUUAAUGAGAUGCUGCUAAAGUGUUCUAUUGGCCAAUAUUUAGAAAAGUCCAUGUCAAAAACUGAUAAGCCAGACUUAUCACAAUUCACAAUGGAGAAGUACGAGACGAUUACUAAAUAUAAGACAUCCUACUACACCUUUCAAAUGCCUGUCACUCUGAGUCUGCUCAUGACCGGCGUUGACGAUCCCGAAACCCAUAGACAAGCAAAAACAAUCUUAUUAGAAAUGGGCGAGUUCUUUCAAAUACAGGAUGAUUUCCUCGACUGCUUUGGAGAUCCCGCUGUCACGGGCAAGAAUGGUACCGACAUACAGGAUGGUAAAUGCACGUGGCUAGCUGUAGUAGCACUUCAAAGGGCUACAUCCGCUCAAAAGCAGAUUAUGGAGGAAUACUAUGGUAGCAGCAAACCUGAAGAUGUUGCUAGAAUCAAAGACUUGUACGAAGAACUUCAGCUCCCUCAUACAUACUCAGUAUAUGAAGACGCCACAUAUGAUCUCCUUAGGACACAAAUUCAACAAGUCACAAGAGGAUUGCCUCACGAUUUUAUAUCUUUUCAACACUUUACUCAUAUGAGAAUGGCAACUAAUAUAUCGGUAUCUCAGUCCAAAAAAGAGAAGGAAACAUUUCAAGAUAUUUUACCUUAUGUAAUGGAAUCAGUAGUGAAAACUGAAAAAAUGUCUGAAGUACCUGAAGUAGCUAAUUGGAUAAAAAAAAUUCUAGAUUACAACUUAGAGGGUGGAAAGAAAACAAGAGGAUUAAUAACUGUUUUUUCCUAUGAAAUGUUGGAAUCACCGGAAAAGAUUACUGAGGAGUCCCUGAGACAGGCUCGGAUUAUGGGAUGGUGUGUAGAAAUGUUGCAGGCGUAUUUAAUCAUGCUAGACGACAUUAUGGAUGGGUCGACGACCCGUCGCGGUGUCCCCUGCUGGUACCGGAUACCGGAAGUCGGCUUGGGAGCUAUAAAUGAUUCUAUACUCAUCUAUACUUCUAUUUACCAAACACUGAAAUUGAACUUUGGUGAUAAGCCACAAUACAAUGAUAUACUGAACCUUUUUAAUGAGACAUUACUAUUUACAUCAAUAGGACAGCAUUUGGAUUACAGUAUGGCCCACCGUAAUAAAAAUGACUACAGUCUUUUCACGAUAGACCGUUAUAAUGCUAUCGUAAAAUUUAAGACUGCAUACUAUACCUGCAAGUUACCUUGUUGUCUCGGCUUGUUAUUAGCAAAUAAAACCGAUAAAGAAACACACGGAAUUGCGGAGGACAUACUACUGGAUGUUGGCAAUUAUUUUCAAAUACAGGAUGAUUUUAUCGAUUGUUUUGGAGAUGAAUCGGUAACCGGUAAAGUUGGCACGGAUAUUCAAGAAGGCAAAUGUACAUGGUUGGCAGUUCAAGCACUGCAGCGCUGUAACCAGGAACAACGUGUCCUAUUCGAAAAACACUACGGCAACAAGGAGUCAGAGAAUGUUGAGAGUAUCAAGCGGCUGUAUGAACAAUUACAGUUGCCUCAAGCGUACCGCGAAUAUGAACGUACCACUUACGAUAGUAUCAUGCAAAGGACGCAAGCUCUCCCAGGAAGUUUUGGUGUUAAUUUCACAGCACUUGUAACAAGACUUCUCAAUAUGUUAUAUAAAAGAAAUCAAUGAAAAUUAUUAUGUACUAUUAAAGUUGAUUUUGUAAAUAUUUUAUAAUAGAUGGCGCUAUGUAAUACGCCAGUUACGCCAAUAUAUUAUAGGCGCUAUGUAACAUUUCGUACAGGGCAAUGGGGCCGGCCGGACGGCUAGAAAUAAAUGAUAUAUUAUACAAAUAUUAGAAAUAUUUGUAUUGUUGAAUGAUUUCAUCUAAUAUCCCGAUGACGUAUUGUUUUGAUUUAAUUGGUUAUUAAGAAAGAUAUUAAUUUUUAUUUGACAUUUGCCAACCCCAUUAUGUACACUUUUAACCGCCUUAUUAAAAGAUACUCGUUUAAAACAAGCGUUGAAAAUAAUACACUGUUACUAUUUAGGAACAUUUGCAUCGUCUUUUCUAAGCUUGUUAUAUAACUUUAUAUUCUGCUUUAUGGAUUAAAGUUUAUUCGAAUUAUUAUGUAAUAAAUUACAAUAGGUUCUUAUGGUUUAUUUUUAGGUGACGGUUUACGUUAGGUAAUAUUGGACAUCUUGUAAUCCUCCAAAUCCAAUGCAAAUUAAUGUUUACUUAUUAUUCGUAUGUAUCCUUUUUGCACAUUCUCUGGGUAAUAAUUAUUUUUAUAGAGAAUCUCUUGUUUUAAGUCUCUAGUCACAACUUGAGAGGUUAACGCUACCAUAUUCGAAACUUAGCUAUUACAAUUUAAUUUUUAAAUAAUUAACGAAUUAGUUACUCUUAAGGAUUUUCUAUUACCAUACCAACAAUUAUAUAUGUAUAUACAAGCAUUCUUGCUCGAAUGUUGUAUUAUUUUAUACCAUGUUUAUAUUUACCCACAGAUAUAAAAAUAUA
Achroia grisella is the source of this 3375-nucleotide messenger RNA. RefSeq lists its product as uncharacterized. Gene Ontology annotation, cellular component: cytoplasm. The transcript has 12 exons. The record is from RefSeq and is a predicted model, not a curated record. Gene Ontology annotation, molecular function: (2E,6E)-farnesyl diphosphate synthase activity; dimethylallyltranstransferase activity. Gene Ontology annotation, biological process: trans, trans-farnesyl diphosphate biosynthetic process. NCBI's taxonomy places the organism in Eukaryota, Metazoa, Arthropoda, Insecta, Lepidoptera, Pyralidae. The coding region runs from base 210 to 2552 and encodes 780 amino acids.